This is a messenger RNA of Solanum stenotomum, 3052 nucleotides long. RefSeq names its product pentatricopeptide repeat-containing protein At1g05670, mitochondrial. NCBI's taxonomy places the organism in Eukaryota, Viridiplantae, Streptophyta, Magnoliopsida, Solanales, Solanaceae. The record is from RefSeq and is a predicted model, not a curated record. Gene Ontology annotation, molecular function: protein binding. The transcript is spliced from 4 exons. Bases 194 to 2446 code for a protein of 750 amino acids.
UUCAAUUUCCUUAUUUUCUUGAUGUUGCAUUUGCAGAAAUUGACUUCUUAACAAAAAGUUACAAUAAUCAAUGUUUAAUGUGAUCAUCCUAUUUGUUUUACAGGUGACAAAGAGAUGAAGUUUCUAUAAAUUGAUCUUAUACAUGGAGGAGAGCCAUGGCAUUUGCAAGCUUUAAUGGGUCUCUCAAAGAGAUAUGAGGAGGUGUUCUGCUUUUGUUUUUCCUUACCAUUGUCAAGUUUUGUCUUAUCAUCGAUACUUGGGUUCUGUGACAAAACACAUGUCAUUCUUUUCAUAUUCAACUAAUUCUGCAGUUGAAAAGCUUUCUUGCCUAACUUUAACUGCUGCAAGACCUUUUCCAGAUUAUUCGCCUAAAAAACCCUCCAUUAGAGACUCUGAACUUGUGCAGCACGUAUCGACUUCUAUUAAGCAACGUUACACUGAGCACAUUCGGCGUGUCUUAAAGCCCUUUGAAUCAAAAAUCAAACCUGACCACAUCGUUUGGGUUCUCAUGACCAUAAAGAAUGAUUACAAACUGGUUAUAGAUUUCUUUGAUUGGUGGUGUCAACGGAGGGACCCGUCAAUUGAGGUACGUUGUAUUAUCGUGCAUAUUGCUACUGCACAAAAAGAUGCAAAGACAGUACAUAGGCUUAUUCAAGAUUUUUGGGCAAGACCCAGUGUAGAUGUGACAGUUUUCUUCCCCCAGUUUCUUGAAAAGUUAAUAUACACUUAUAAGGAUUGGGGUUCUAAUCCAUUUGUUUUUGAUAUUUUCUUCCAAGUGCUUGUUGAGUUACGAAGUCUAGAUUAUGGAAGAAAACUUUUUGAUAAAAUGUUGCACUAUGGCUUAGUUCUAUCUGUCUCUUCAUGUAACUUUUUCCUUUCACGUCUCUCGCAUGAGAUUGAGGGGCACAAAAUGAUGCUAAAGGUCUUUCAUGAAUUUUCUGAAGUGGGUGUUUGCUGGGACAAUGAAUCUCAUAAUAUAGUGAUCCAUUCUCUUUGUCGGAUAGGGAAAGUUAAAGAAGCUCAUAACUUACUCCUGCAAAUGGAGCUGAGGGGCUGUAUGCCUGAUGUUGUAAGUUACAGCACUGUGAUUAAUGGAUACUGUGCUGCUGGACAGCUUGAAUCAGUGAUGAAGAUCAUCGAAGAAAUGCAAGUAAAAGGAUUGAAGCCAAAUGCAUUUACUUUUAACAGUAUAAUUCUUCUUUUGUCUAAGAGAGGCAAAGUGCAUGAUGCCGAGAAAAUCCUGAGGGAGAUGACUUCCCAGGGAAUCACUCCAGAUAAUGUUGUUUACACAACUCUUAUAGAUGGCUUCUGCAAAACUGGGAACAUAAGUGCUGCAUACAGUCUGUUCAAUGAGAUGCGGAGUCUUAACAUUACCCCUGAUUUGAUAACAUAUACUGCCCUUAUUUCUGGUCUGUGUCAAACUGGAAAUAUUGCUGAAGCAGAUAAGUUGUUGAAUUAUAUGCUUGGCCGGGGGUUAGAACCUGACGAAUUCAUUUAUACAACACUUAUUGAUGGUUAUUGCAAGGCAGGGGAGAUAAAGGCAGCCUUUUCUCUUCACAACAAAAUGGUUCAGAUGCAGUUUGUGCCAAAUAUUGUGACUUACACUACACUAGUAGAUGGGCUCUGUAAACUAGGGGAACUUGAAACAGCAAAUGAACUUCUCCACGAGAUGUGUGGAAAGGGUCUUGAACUGAAUAUUUACACAUACAACUCACUUGUUAAUGGUUUUUGUAAAGCUGGAGAUGUGAAUCAAGCGGUAAAGUUGAUGGAAGAUAUGGAAGCUGCAGGGAUCUGUCCUGAUGCUUUUACGUAUACUACUCUAAUGGAUGCUUAUUGUAAAUUAGGAGAGAUGGGCAAGGCUCAUGGACUACUACGUCAAAUGUUGCUCAGAGGACUCCAACCCACAAUAGUUACAUUCAACGUUCUGAUGAAUGGCUUUUGUAUGUCAGGGAUGCUAGAAGAGGGUGAUAAACUGUUGAAGUGGAUGUUGGAGAAGGGUAUAAUACCAAAUGCUACUACUUACAAUUCUCUUAUGAAGCAGUAUAGUGUGCGAAAUAAUAUGUGUAUGACGUCAGAAAUUUACAAGGGGAUGCUGGGCCAAGGAGUUGUACCAAAUGUCAAUACCUUCAACAUAUUGAUACGAGGACAUUGCAAAGCUAGAAAUAUGAAAGAGGCUUGGUUUUUGCACAAGGAAAUGAUCAAGAAGGGAUUCACCCCGACAUUAGAGACUUAUCAUGCACUCAUCAAAGGGUUUUUAAAGAGGAAAAAGUAUUCUGAGGCGAAAGAAAUGUUUGAAGAGAUGAGAAGAUAUGGUUUAUUGGCAGAUAAAGAACUUUACUCUAUCUUUGCGGAUAUGAACUAUGAACAAGGGAACUUUGAUUUGGCGCUUGAGCUUUGUGAUGAAGCAGUAGAAAAAUGUCUUGCAGACAAGACUGAUAAUAGGUGACAUGUUUCUGCAUCCUGUUGCUGGUCAUCUUGUUGCUAUUUUUGGAACUAGUAACAAAAAACUAGUUGUCUUGCUCCCAAUGAUGCUAAUCUUUUUCGUGCUGUCAAGUCAAUUCAAGUUGUGUUACUCUGGAGGUGAAGGGAGGACUGAUGAAUCACCUUUAAAGCAAUCCUGCUUGGAUCAGAAAGAAGCAUGCAAGCUAGGUGUCGUGGACUUGGAGUUCUACUGCAAUGAAGUAUAUUGCAAUACCACCAAUUAAUGUCAAAAAGCACCGGAAACUAGGAGAAGAUUUGUGAAAGGCUGUUGUUUGGAUAUGUGGAAGUAGCGGUUCAAGGAAUGCAUGAUUGUUUAACCUGGUUUAAACUGUUGAAGGAGUGCAAUAACUACAGGAUGAAGCUAGUCAAAAGCAGCAGACAGUAAAGAAAAAGGACCGAGCAGAGAUCUGCUUUAGCAACGUGACCAUCUGAAGGUGCAGAGGGACCUGGGCUCUCAGCAGUCCUUGCUAUCUCCAUUGAGCAAGUGUAGUUGCAGCGACUUGGACGAACCACUCUGUAUACACCGGUGCUUGUUAAAACAUAGGUAUCCUUCCUGUUAUCCUGUCCAAAU